AUGGGAACCCUAAACACAGGUGGGAGGAGGAACAGACAUGGCAACCCCAGACACAGGUGGGAGGAGGAACAGACAUGGCAACCCCAGACACAGGUGGGAGAGGGAAAAGACCUGGCAACCGCUCCUCAUGCAGCAGGGGGAGCAAUAUCCGCUCAGCAGCUCCUCUCCUCUCCUGCUGCUUUUGUUUGUGGGAGUGUGCAGCCGGAGCUCCAGUCUCUUGUUGCAGAGCGCCUCCAACAGUGUGGGCGUGUCUGGGCCCUGACCUUGGCCCGCUUCCAGCCUCCCAAACCCCCUCACAAACACUGCCCACUGCUGCGCUCGAGAAUGUAUACAGCCAAGGCUAACACGGCUCCUGCUCACAUGCAGACGCUACUGUAA
This is a messenger RNA of Knipowitschia caucasica, 378 nucleotides long. The record is from the annotation of a GenBank genome assembly. Lineage: Eukaryota; Metazoa; Chordata; Actinopteri; Gobiiformes; Gobiidae.